Anopheles bellator is the source of this 1161-nucleotide messenger RNA. RefSeq names its product solute carrier family 25 member 45. Gene Ontology annotation, molecular function: high-affinity L-arginine transmembrane transporter activity. Gene Ontology annotation, biological process: mitochondrial L-ornithine transmembrane transport. Gene Ontology annotation, cellular component: mitochondrion. The transcript has 6 exons. The record is from RefSeq and is a predicted model, not a curated record. Bases 95 to 988 code for a protein of 297 amino acids. NCBI's taxonomy places the organism in Eukaryota, Metazoa, Arthropoda, Insecta, Diptera, Culicidae.
AACAAGGACCUGGCCGCGGAUGGUGAUCUCGGUGGCUAGUGGGUAAAACAGCGUGCGGCGCGGUCGGCACGGAUUGUGCGAACCGACGGACAUUAUGAAUCCGAUUCUGUGCGAUUUUAUAGCCGGUUCCUUCGGUGGAGCCUGCGGACUGUUGGUCGGUCACCCGAUGGACACGGUGAAAGCGUGGCAACAGAAUUCAAACUACGGCAUGGGCAGCGCCAUGUACAACAUCAUCAUUCGCAAUAACGGGCUGAGGGGAUUCUACCGCGGGAUGUACUUCCCGCUCAUCUCGAACGGUGCACUCAACUCGAUCGUCUUUGCUGUCUACGGCUCCCAGUUGCGGUACUUACAGAAACACACCCGUUCGGAUCGACUGCGGAAAGCGUACUGGAGAAAGCACGUGUUUAUCGCCGGUUCCGUCGCCGGGCUGGCGCAAGUUUUUCUCGCCUGCCCGAUCGAGGUGGUCAAGGUGCGGCUGCAGACACUGUCCUUUAUCGGGCAUCCAUGGGCCUGCCUGAAGGACAUCUUCCGACGCGAGGGCAUGUCGGGCAUCUACCGGGGCAUCACGCCGAUGAUGUUCCGCGAUGUACUUCCGUACGGCGUGUAUAUGUACGUGUACGAGUACAUGCUCGAGAUCGAGCAGCGGCUGCACCGGCUGAGCAAGGAUCGUGCGGCCGGGGCAACGAUCGGUGGCGCACUUCAGGCGUCACUCAUUGCGACGGCUGGCGCCGUCGCCGGCGUAGCUUCGUGGAUGUUUAUCGUGCCGUUCGAUGUGGUGAAAACGGUGAUGCAGGCGGAAACGGAUCCCACCGUACACAAGAGCAUGAUGCACUGUUUCCGGUCGUUGAUCAAGAAACACGGAUGGCGUUCACUGUUUCGGGGCAGCUGGAUGAUCAUCGCCCGUGCGGCCCCCGUCAAUUCGGCCACCUUCCUCGCGUACGAGUAUUGUCUCGAAAAAUGUCAACAUGUGUUCAACGCGGCGUCGUGAAGUGCUUCCGUUUCUCAGGCGGGCCAUCGGAUCCUACUGGUGCUACAGUGUCGGCCUCCUUCGGAGAAUUGCUACGGGGACAGAGAUUGGACGGACUCGACAUAACUCGACGAUGUAUUUUAAGUUCAAACUAUCAUAAGUAUUUAUACGUACGGUUAAUAAAUGUUGCAUGU